Ctenopharyngodon idella (grass carp) is the source of this 9081-nucleotide messenger RNA. Its product is annotated as 1-phosphatidylinositol 4,5-bisphosphate phosphodiesterase beta-1. The transcript has 32 exons. The coding region runs from base 362 to 4012 and encodes 1216 amino acids. Gene Ontology annotation, cellular component: nuclear speck; cytoplasm. Gene Ontology annotation, biological process: lipid catabolic process; memory; phosphatidylinositol-mediated signaling. Gene Ontology annotation, molecular function: phosphatidylinositol-4,5-bisphosphate phospholipase C activity; calcium ion binding; calmodulin binding. Lineage: Eukaryota; Metazoa; Chordata; Actinopteri; Cypriniformes; Xenocyprididae. The record is from RefSeq and is a predicted model, not a curated record.
GCGCACAUGAGUCAGUGCGCGGAGGACACGCGCUCGCUCGCUCGCUCACUCACUCACUCUCUCCAUCAUUUAUGAUCGCUGUUUCUCCCCGCUGCUCAUUUGCUCCGCGUCUUCGAUCACUCCUUGCGUUCUGAAACACAAACCCGCGGCGUUCAGUGACAUGAUACCGCAGGCAUGUGAUGUGUCCAUAUGCCAAGGGCUUCUAAAUGACCAUCCGCGUGCGUAAAGAAGCGCUUCCAUUCACCAGAACUGUUUCGCUGUCAUCCUGUGCGCUCCGCUUUGGCUUCUUCCCGGAGAAGAAAGAGAGAGACUUGAUUUUUUUCUCCCCACAGCUGUUUUGGGUGUAAAUGUUGAAGCUUGAAUGGCUGGAGCUCAACCUGGCGUUCAUGCGCUUCAACUCAAGCCGGUGCGCGUGUCCGAGAGUCUGAAGCGAGGCAGUAGAUUUAUGAAAUGGGAUGAGGAUUCUUCUACUGUGACUCCAGUGACGUUACGCGUCGAUCCGCAGGGAUACUUCCUGUACUGGACGGAUCAGAAUAAGGAAACAGACCUAUUGGACAUCACCUACAUCAAAGAUGCAAGAACAGGGAAAUGCACCAAAACGCCAAAGGAAGCAAAGCUCCGGGAGCUCCUGGAUGUGGGUAAUCUGGUGGGACGGAUAGAGAACCGGAUGCUGACGGUGGUGACGGGACCUGACAUGGUCAAUAUCCAGUACCUGAACUUCAUGGCCUUCCAAGAAGAAGUCGCCAAGGAGUGGGCAGAUGAGCUGUUUAGUCUGGCAUCCAACCUACUCGCUCAGAACAUGGGCAGAGAAUCCUGUCUGGAGAAAGCCUUCACGAGACUCAAGCUGCAGACCAAUCAAGAGGGUCGCAUCCCUGUGAAAAACAUAUUCCGCAUUUUCUCGACUGACCGGAAGCGCGUGGAAACGGCACUGGAGAGCUGUAAUCUUCCGUCCGGCCGGAAUGACUCCAUCCCUUUGGAGGAUUUGACCCCUGACGUUUACAAAUCGUUCAUCAGCCAUCUCUGCCCACGAUCUGAGAUUAACCAAAUAUUUGCUGAUCUUGGCGCGAAGGGCAGAAACUUUCUCACCCUGGAUCAGAUGACGGAAUUCAUAAACAACAAACAGCGGGACCCUCGUCUGAACGAGAUCUUGUACCCGCCGCUGAAGCCUGAACAAACCCAGAGCCUCAUGGAGAAAUUUGAGCCCAACCCAGGAAUGAUUCAAAAAGGGCAGAUCUCAGUCGAGGGCUUCUCCAGGUAUCUGAUCAGUCAAGAGAACAGCGUCAUUCCUGCAGAAAAACUGGACCAGAGUGAAGACAUGACCUUCCCUCUCUCUCAUUACUUCAUCAACUCCUCCCACAACACCUACCUCACAGCGGGUCAGCUUGCGGGUAACUCCUCGGUGGAGAUGUAUCGGCAGACGCUGCUGUCUGGCUGCCGCUGUGUGGAGCUGGACUGCUGGAAGGGGCGUACGGCGGAGGAGGAACCCGUCAUCACACACGGCUUCACCAUGACCUCAGAAAUCUCCUUCAAGGAAGUGAUUGAAGCUAUAGCGGAGUGUGCUUUCAAAACGUCUCCUUUCCCCGUCAUCCUGUCCUUUGAGAAUCAUGUGGACUCCCCCAAACAGCAAGCCAAAAUGGCAGAAUAUUGCAGAUCGAUAUUCGGGGACGCACUUCUGACCGAGCCGCUUGAGAAAUAUCCUCUCGAGUCUGGAGUUCCUCUGCCAAGCCCUCAAGAGCUCAUGGGAAAGAUCCUCAUCAAGAACAAGAAAUCUCACCCGAAACCAUCUGACGGGAGCACGAAGAAGAAGCUGUCCGAGCAGGUGUCCAACACCAACAGCGACUCGUCCAGCGUGUUUGAGCCUUCGUCACCCAGCGCUGGACCUGCAGCGCCUGCAGAGGUGGAGGCUGAGGAUGACGAGGAUGAAGAUGAUGACGAUGACGACUGUAAGAAGUCAGACGAGGGUACAGCAGGAUCUGAAGCCUUUGCCACAGAAGAAAUGUCCACGCUGGUCAAUUACAUCCAGCCGACCAAGUUCCACUCCUUUGAGGUUUCCAAGAAAACCAAGCGCAGUUAUCAGAUGUCAUCGUUUGUGGAGACCAAAGCCCUGGAGCAGCUCACGAAGACACCGGUGGAGUUUGUAGAAUACAACAAAUUUCAGCUGAGCAGAAUCUAUCCCAAAGGAACUCGGGUGGAUUCCUCCAACUACAUGCCGCAGGUGUUCUGGAACGCCGGCUGUCAGCUUGUAGCACUCAACUUUCAGACCAUCGAUCUGUCCAUGCAGCUGAACCUCGGCAUGUACGAGUACAACGGGAAAAGUGGCUACAGGCUCAAACCAGAGUUCAUGAGGCGACCGGACAAGCAUUUCGACCCCUUCACAGAAAGCACAGUGGAUGGGAUUGUAGCCAAUACCUUAUCAGUAAAGAUCAUAUCAGGACAGUUUCUGACUGACAAGAAGGUGGGCGUUUAUGUGGAGAUUGACAUGUUUGGACUUCCAGUUGACACGAGACGAAAAGCUUUCAAGACAAAGACGUCCCAAAGCAACGCCAUCAAUCCUGUGUGGGACGAGGAGCCCAUCGUCUUUAAAAAAGUUGUGUUGCCCACCCUCGCUUCCCUCAGGAUAGCCGUGUUUGAAGAAGGAGGGAAGUUCAUUGGUCAUCGGAUCAUUCCCGUCUCAGCCAUUCGUCCGGGUUAUCGUUACAUCGGUUUGAGAAAUGAAAAGAAUCAAGCUCUAAUUCUUCCUGCUAUAUUCGUGUAUAUCGAGGUGAAAGACUACGUACCGGAUACAUUUGCUGAUGUCAUUGAAGCGUUGUCCAACCCCAUCAGAUACGUCAACCUAAUGGAGCAGAGAUCCAAACAGCUGGCGGCUCUCACUUUAGAGGAAGGAGAAGAGGAGAAAGACACCAAAGAGGCGGAUCCGGGUGUUGAAAACCCCUCAGAGGUUAAAAGCGAACCCAAACCCGCCCCGGUUGAGAACGGAUUGAGUCACACGCCCAGCGCGGCUCCUAAACCCGCGUCCCAGAUCAGCACACAGCCACAGUCCACAGGCUCAACGAAACCAGCGGCAAAAACUGAAGAUCUUAUUCAAAGCGUCCUCACCGAGAUGGAGGCGCAAACCAUCGAGGAGCUCAAACAGCAGAAGGGAUUCGUUCGGGAGCAGAGACGACACUAUAAAGAGAUGAAGGACCUGGUGAAGAAACAUCACAAGAAAACCACUGAGAUGAUCAAGGAGCACACGGCCAAAUACAAUGAAAUCCAGCACGACUACCUCCGCAAACGGGCCGUCCUGCUGAAGUCUGCAAAACGAGAUGGUAAGAAGAGGUGUCUGUCGUCCAGUCCUGAACACGGACCCUCGUUCUUCGAGCAGGAACUGGCCAGUUUGGAUCAAGACAGCGGACUGAAACUGUCUGAACUCAAAGAGCAGCAGCAACAGCAGCUACUGAAUCUCCGUCAGGAACAGUAUUACAGCGAGAAGUACCUGAAGAAGGAACACAUUAAACAGGUUAUCGAGAAGCUGACCGGCAUCGCUGAAGAAAGUCAAAGCAACCAAAUGAAGAAAAUCAAGGAGCUGUGUGAGAAAGAAAAGAAAGAACUGAAAAAGAAAAUGGACAAGAAGAGACAAGAGAAGAUCAAUGAAGCCAAAUCAAAGGAGAAGCACUUGACAGAAGAGGAGAAGCUGGAAAUCAACCGCUCUUAUGUGAACGAGGUGGUGCAGCACAUUAAGAGGCUGGAAGAUGCUCAGACUAAAAGACAUGAGAAGCUUGUAGAAACCCAUAAAAGCAUUCUGCAACAAAUAUUAGAUGAGAAACCCAAGCUUCAGAAUGACCUGGAUCAGGAAUACCAGGACAAAUUCCGGCGGCUUCCAUUGGAGAUCCAGGAGUUUGUGCAGGAAAGCACCAAGAGAAAGACUGAGGAUGUAGAGCAGGAAGUUCUUCCCUCUUCCUCCACGCUGGAGAAACUGAUGCAGAAGGGCGCACAAUCUGAAGACGACACAGAAGAGGAGAAGAAAGACUGAUCGGACCAUUUCAGAAACCUUCAGGAUCUCUUCCCACUUCACUUUACGUUCUUUCAUUUACAUAUUAGACAUUUUUUGAAGGGUUGCGUUUGCUCCAGGAGAUAUCGACAGCUGACGAAGGAGAGCUCGUGGAAACGCUGCAUCUGUAUCACGCUGGGAGUUAUUUUAUUUCGGUUUGUUUAGUCUACUUGACUGGGUACAUACUAAGGUUUAAAUAUGAAUUAUUUGUAAUGUUCUGUUGAUGUGCAUCUCAUAAUAAUGAAUGAAAACAAAAGUGUUUUAAUGGAAGAGAACGCAGGUCAUGAUACUGUAUAGAGAUACUGUAGCGAUCAAUUAUCUUUAACGGAUGAAUCUCACAAAAACAUCCUGGUCACAGCAGUCCGAGUCAUAUGUCACCACAUUCUUGGGAGUUUUUGGGAUGAAAUAUGACCCGGAUGUGUUCUCGACAGGCUUUGUGAGAUUCACUUUUAAGGCCCGUUCACACCAAGGACAAUAACGAUAAAGAUGUGUCUCAAAUUAUGCACUAUACACUAUGUACUUAUGCACUAUGUACUCAACCAUGUAGUGUAUGAAACGAUAUCGUGGGAAUCACUUUCAGAACAAUUUUUUUCCAGCUGAUGAACGAUAAAAACAUUGACAACCAAUCAGAAUCAAUCUUGCUUUCAGAGCUUGAUCAUUUAAAGCAGUAGAUGACAAAACUGCUUAGAAUAAACAGAACGAUGUUGUGCAUUGUUCUGGACGAUAUUAUAGUUAUCUUUAUAGUAGGGCUGUCAAAAUUAGCGCAUUAUAAUAGGGCUGUCAAAAAUUAUAUAAAAAAUGUGAAUUUAGAUUUAUCUGCCAAUAUAUCGGUUAUCGGCUUUCAAAUAUAAAGAGUUAUCGGUAUUGGCCAAAAUUUUCAUAUCAGCGCGUGAACGUAUAAUGUAACUAGAUAAAAAAUGACGGAAAAAAAUAGAUACGAUGUUAACUGCGUUAAACAUUUUUUAACUCGUUAAACUUUUAAUGUCAUUUUUUAGCUAGUGUUACAUUAUAUGAUCAUGCUCUUAUUCGCGCAAAUGCUUUUAAUCUAGGGAUGCACUGAUAUGAAAAUUUUGGCCGAUACCGAUAAUUCUUUCUAUUUGAAAGCCGAUAACCGAUAUAUUGGUCUCGCCAUUAAAAGCUAUGUCACACAAGCACACAAUUAUAAUUAUUAUAUAAUAUUUACAAUUAUAUAAACCAUUGAAGAUGCAAAAAAUAUCUCAGAUCUGUACUGGAGCGCUGUCUGUGAAUCUCCUGUCUAUGUGACAGACACACGAGAAAGCUGCUUCGGACAGCGCACAAGUACAGCAUUGAGUUCUCUUUCACGCUCAAAUGAAUCGUGCAAAAACACACAAAAUUAUGCCAAAAUGCCUGUUUUGUCGAGUACCCUCGUACGCACAGUCUUAAAUGAGGUAAAUAAAGUCUUAAAUUAACGUAAAGUGUUGUGAGAAAAUGCAUGUCAGAUCCGUGUCAUGUGAGUCAGCUCUUAAAGUGACAGCAGCCUAAUAAACCUGCUGCUGUCUGUGUCAUUAAGCUGCAUUCAUACAGGGAGUCAACGCUUGACGGAGGGCGUGUCUGAAGCUUGGUGCUGACACAACCGUCAUAAUGACAAAAGCCAAUCACAUUACUUUCCAGUGUUGCAUGAACGCAAUUGGCUAGCAUCCGCACUAGGGUAUUUGCAUAAGGCGAUUCGAUUGGCUGACGCCUGCGUUGGCAUUUGAAAAGUUGAAAAUUUUUCAACUUCUGCCACGGGCAACGCCAGUGAUGCGAUGCAACACAACCCACAAUUCAGUUCGGCAACGCAUGACAUCAACCAUUCAAAGUAAAUGAGAAGCGUUAAUGCCGACUAAUUUGGAGAUUAAAUGUGAAAUUAUUUCAAUAUAAAAUAUAUUAAAAUCUUUAAUGUUAGGUGCAAUUGUAAUCGUGAUUAAUUAGUUAAUUUUAUUUAAUCGAUUGACAGCACAACUUUAUAGUUAUUGUUGCUGGUGUGAACGGGCCUCUACAGACAUGAGAGUUUCUGAAAGGUUCAUGGUUUAUUUGCACUGAAACGGAUGAUGAUUAUUUGAUUCAUCUUCUUGCAAAAGUUGCUGCUGAGUGCUUGAGUUUUGCUGUAUAUAUUACAGGAGUGAUUUUUCCACCUGUACUAAUGAACAUAUACUGGUCUGGAGGUGCUGAAACCCUGUCCAACACUGACCUGGAACAGUUUCAGGGAUGCAUGCUUACAGUCAGCCGAGCGUUUGUGCUUCUACACAUUUGUAAAUGUCAGCAAUAUAGCUUGUGUUGUAAUGUGAUGAACUAUUAUCAAUUUGUGAAGAUGUGUUUCAAGAUAUAAGCUUUUUUCUUUUUGAACCCAUAACAGACACAGUUGGGUUGUUUUAAAAAAUAUAUAUAUAUAUAUAAAUGCAUAGUGGUUUAUUUGCUGUAUUAAGGGACCAUUUCAAUUCCAGUUUCUGUUUAGGAAACUGUUUUAAUUCUUUCUUUUGUUACUGCAGUUUGUCGUACGGGCAGAAUUUUCCGAUUAGCAUCAAUAGGUCACCUUAAUCAAUGAGUGAAUCUCACAAAAACAUGUUCAGGUCAUUUUCACCCCAAAAUCAGUGACAAUUUUUUUUCAGCAUAAAAGGCACUAUGUUUAAAAAUUCAGUAAUAAUGCAUCCAUUUUUAGGGGUUCAAGCGUGUAGCGCUGAAACCCUAUUGUAAUUGUUAAAUUUUCCAUGGAUCAGCAUUCUCCAUUAAGCAUAGGCUCAAGUGUCUUAUAUCGUUGGAAUCCUUGGCUCUAGAGUCGCUUGUCGAAAUAUUAGCUAAAUUUUCAGGUAUUUUGGAUUUUUUGAAAAACCUACUUUUGAGAACUAGUACUAGGUUUUUGGCCCAAUCGGAUCAGUGCAGCAAGAUUCUCUGUAUCAAGAGUCUCAUUGUCAAUAAUUAUCAAAACAAAGUUAAAAUUUCGAUUCACGGUCCCUAAAGGCUGCCAAAACGCUCAAAGUAGGCGGAGCCACUUUUACUAAAAUGGCUAUAAGUCGUGAACGGAAUGAGAUAUUUUCACCAAAUUUGGCACACCUAUGUAGGAGCUCAUUCUGUGGUCACAUGACAAAAGACACAGUGACUAGCCACUUGGUGGCGAUAUAACAGAGAAAAAAUCAUUAAAAUGGCUAUAACUACUUCAUCAUUAGUACAAUUGACUUGAAAAUUGGCAUGCAGUGUCUUGGUCCAAGGUGCCAUGAUUGUGUAUGAGGACAUUGAAGUAUCUCAAAAAACAUGUCCGCCAUCAGCCAAUGAAUUUUGAGCAGCUAUCAGACAAGGUUAACGGAGGCCGAUCGAAAUGAAACUCGCUGGGCCUGUUUGACUCACGACCCUAGAGGCCUGUGAGAAAUUUGAUAGAAAUCGGCCACUGGGGGGGCGCCGUAGUUGGCGAACUAGUCCUAGGUUUUUGGCUUAACCUCUCUAACUGUUAAAAAGCUUUUAAAACCAUAUAUUUUUAUGUUAAAUUUCCUGUAUUUGCUGUAAAUGGUCUUUUCCAUCUAUGAUUGAGAUGGUUACAGGCUUGCUAAAUAAACAUAAUACCUUUUACGCAUGUGCUUAAAGAACUUAUAGAGCUUGAACCCCAAUAAUUGCUGCUCGCACCUAUAUUUUUUAUUGUUAUUUUUUUGCAUUACAGUAAUAUUUUGGGUGGGGGGUGGCGCGAUGUGCUUAAUGUCAUAAAAAUCGCGUGACAAAGGACGCAGCAACUGGCCACUUGGUGGCACUAUAACAGGAAAUAUUUUAAUGUCAUUAAAUAAGCUUUGUUUUCUUUAUACAAAAUAUUAUUUCUUAUUGAUUUUGGGGUAAAACAUGACCUGGGCGUAGGUUUCUUGAGAUUCACCUCAGUAAUAAAUAAAAUUAGUAAUGCAGAUGAAGGCAAAAAAGAAAAAAAAAAGAAAAAAAAAAUGGAUAUGCACUUUGGAUGUCCCGAGGUAUUAUGCAAUCUUUCUACAGAAGUCAGAAAGCAUGUAAUAUUUUCUUUUUAUUAUGUUCCGUUUUGGAUGUAGGAUAUGUUUAAGGAUUUUUAUGCCAAGUGAAAUUUGAUUGUUAAUUCUUUUCUACUUUUAUGCCAUACAUCUAUAAUUAAUUAGUGAUUUCAUUAAGCACUUUGAUUAGCUGUUAUUUCUACUUGCUCUCUAGAUUAUAAUUUAACUAAGAGUUUUUACUUUUUUAAAUCUUUUUAAUCUGCUCCAAUUGGGUUAGUUAUGUAUUUCAAGUUUAUCAACACCAAGUUUGACAUUUCGUUUUCUGUAUAUUUGCAAGGUUUUGAUAUUUAUAAUGCUCAAUCUGAUCUAUGUGAAAUACUAAAAAGCCAAAAUGUGUUUCUUGUCACUUUCUUUUGAGAUUGGUCUGACUAAACUGUCUUAAAACACAAAUGUUGAAACCUUGCAUAAUAUCUGUUUACAAUUUGCUUUGAAAAGAGUCUUGAUCAUUUGAGUGACGUCAUUGGGAAGCAGCUGCAGCUACUAAAGAGCGUUUAUCAUUUACUCAAUGACUUAAUUUCCCCAUGAUCACUAGUUUACAUGUAAAAUGAAUCCUGUAUAUUCACUUCCAGAAGUAUUAUUGAAUUUUUACAACACGAUUCUGUGCCAUUGUUUCCUUUCGACCAAAAUCUUUUUUGCAAUGUAAGAUUACUUGAAUUACUUUUAUGACUCGAGAAUAUUUUUGAUCGUUUUGAAGUGAAGUCCCGUGCCUUUGAAUGUUCAAUCUAUGUUAGAUGUGGAAUGUAAAAAGUGUUGAUGAAUAGAGCUCAUUUUUGUAUAAACCGUAAGCGCACUUUUAAGAUAUUUAUACUACUACAGAGUUAGAUAGGCUAGAUAUGACGUGUCAGACUAUUGAUCAUGAAUGCUACUGAAUGCCACUUUAUUAUUUUCAACUUCUGUUGACAGAAAAGAUCCCGAUUUAACAUUUAAUGACAUUUGAUUUUGUCCACUUCUGUUAUUAGUUUGACAAAUAUCAAGAUCUUUGGAAGACAAAUAUUGUUGAAUGUAAGUCGUGCUCGUGUUGUGCAUUGGUUUUAAUAAAAUUGUUCUUGUGAA